Aspergillus bombycis is the source of this 576-nucleotide messenger RNA. RefSeq names its product DUF967 domain protein. The transcript is spliced from 2 exons. The record is from RefSeq and is a predicted model, not a curated record. Gene Ontology annotation, biological process: post-translational protein targeting to endoplasmic reticulum membrane. Gene Ontology annotation, cellular component: TRC complex. NCBI's taxonomy places the organism in Eukaryota, Fungi, Ascomycota, Eurotiomycetes, Eurotiales, Aspergillaceae. The coding region runs from base 1 to 576 and encodes 191 amino acids.
AUGGAAGACAAGCCCCUCGCCCCCGCGAGCAAAGAUCUCCGCGAACUCACUGCCCAAGAAUCUUCCGCCGCAGUAAUCUUCCCCUCCUUCACCUCCACAACAGCCUGGUCUCUCGGUCUCGCGCUCCGAUCCCGGAUUCUCUCCCUCCCGGCGGAUCAACGAAAGCCGGCUCUCAUCUCUAUCGCGCUAACCGGCGGGUCCGAGCCACAUGUUGUAUUCCAAGCCGCGACGGAACCGGGGACCUUCGCCGAUAACGAGGUGUGGGUGCGACGGAAGCGCAACACCGUGCUGCGGUGGGGGGUGUCAAGCUGGCUGAUGCGGAAUAAGAUGCUGACGAGCACUGGCUUGGAGGCGGAUCAGGUGGAGGCGGCAUUUGUGAGGAAGCAUGCCUUGACGAGUACCGGUGGUGGAGGGGCGGCAGAUGACUUCGCGAUCCAUGGUGGGGCGUUCCCUGUGCGGGUGAAGGGGGUUGAUGGUGUUAUUGGCGUGGUGGUUGUUAGUGGAUUGAAGCAGGAGGAUGACCACCAGGUUGUUUUGGAGACAAUUCGGGAGUUUAUCCAGCAGGACGGACAGUGA